UAAGAAAUAACAAACGCACUGUCCAAUUCGAAACGCUGUGAUAUUCCCUUCUGUGUUUAUUCUUUGAAUAGAGGGUUCUUUGGAGAGUGAUAUCUCAGUGAUGGAUGCAGAAAAGAAGACUUGGUUUUGGCUCGACCGAACCUUGUUAAUGUGUUUGCUUUACUUUGCUGUCGAUGGUAAUAAACAGCACUUUAUUGCCACGCUCGUCGCAUUGAUAUUGCAUGAUUUCGUAGUUUACAUGGUCAAGCUCCUUCUCCAGGAUAUUUAUGCUCUUUUCUCCACUCUGUUACACAACUUGAAGUUAAGAUCUUUAAACAAAAGCGAUACCAUUAAGGGAGGAAAUUACAACAGCAUGAGAGAAAAGGAGGAAGUAGAAAUAAGGACAACAGUGAAGAAUGAAAAAGAAGGUGAAGAGGGAAGCAUGCAGGUGCAAGUUGCAUGUGAGACUUGCGGGAUGUUCAAAGAGGAAGAAGCAAAGAAAGCCAAAGGGAAAUACAAGGAUAAGUACAAGAAAAAGUUGCUGCAAAAGGAGGAGAAUUUUGAUAGAGUUAAAAGCACUUUGAAAGAUAAAUAUAAUGAAGAUAGAGACAAGUGGGAAGAAGAGGGAAAGUUGCUCAAGAUAAAGUAUGAAGAGAUGCGAUGGACAUAAACCAAACAAAAAACCCUUUAAUUACUUAGUUAUUAAUGUUAUAUUGAUAGAUGACGCCUUAAGAGGGCAUAUUAACGAAUACUACUAGUUCUGAUGCUUUUUAAAUUUAUGGGUAUAUUGAUAUAUCAAUGUUUAUUCCUGUUGAAGAAAAA
Molecule: messenger RNA, 801 nt
Organism: Gossypium arboreum
Lineage: Eukaryota; Viridiplantae; Streptophyta; Magnoliopsida; Malvales; Malvaceae
Exons: 2
Coding region: 101-649 (182 amino acids)
Source: RefSeq, a predicted model, not a curated record